ACAGAAUUCAGUCACUUAUCACGGUUGGUUAGGUUCUCUCUGGUCACUUUACUUUAGCUCUUUAUAUAUAUCUAGCUUUCUUUUUCUUUUCAUUAGAAAUAAUUAAGUCACUGUACUAUACACAGUACGGUCGCUAAAAUCAAAUUGUUAACUACUCUGUUAGUGCUACUUACUAAAUUUUAAAAUGCUGACCACUCGCUCUCCUCUCUCAGAGAAGAAUGAAAACGGCGUUGUUUCCAAACUGAAUCGUAUUUCACUGACAGACAAAGAGAACACCCCUCCUAGCUUGAAUAGCAGUCGAGUUCUGGCGUCCAAAACUGCACGGAAAAUCUUUGAAGAUUCUGAGACUACGCCGAAAGAUUCUAAGAAGACAAGCGUGGAAGAUGAGCCACUGUUAAGAGACAAUCCCCGCCGUUUCGUCAUCUUUCCCAUCAAAUACCAUGACAUCUGGCAAAUGUACAAAAAAGCUGAGGCUUCUUUCUGGACUGCUGAAGAGGUUGACCUUUCUAAGGACUUGGCACACUGGGAAUCCUUGAAGGACAAUGAGAGACAUUUUAUCUCUCACGUGCUGGCUUUCUUUGCUGCAAGUGAUGGCAUUGUCAAUGAGAAUUUAGUGGAGCGAUUCAGUCAGGAGGUCCAAGUGACAGAAGCACGGUGUUUCUACGGAUUCCAAAUCGCGAUGGAGAAUAUCCACUCAGAAAUGUACAGCCUACUCAUUGACACCUACAUCAAAGACCCCAAAGAGAGGGAGUAUCUUUUCAAUGCCAUUGAAACCCUGCCUUGUGUGAAGAGGAAGGCUGACUGGGCUCUGAACUGGAUUGGAAACCAAAAUGCACAGUUUGGGGAGCGCGUGGUAGCCUUUGCUGCAGUUGAAGGAAUCUUCUUCUCUGGGUCGUUUGCUUCCAUCUUCUGGUUGAAGAAGAGGGGUCUGAUGCCUGGUCUCACGUUCUCCAACGAGCUGAUCAGCAGAGAUGAGGGCCUUCAUUGCGACUUUGCCUGCCUCAUGUUCAAGCACUUGGUGAACAAGCCCUCCGAAGACAAGGUUAAGAACAUCAUAAUGGAUGCUGUUGUGAUCGAGCAGGAGUUCCUCACAAUAGCCCUUCCGGUGAAACUGAUCGGCAUGAAUUGUGACCUGAUGAAGCAAUAUAUCGAGUUUGUGGCUGACCGACUAAUGCUGGAGUUGGGUUUCAGUAAGAUCUACCGGGCGGAGAAUCCCUUCGACUUCAUGGAGAACAUCUCUCUGGAGGGAAAGACUAACUUCUUUGAGAAGCGGGUGGGGGAGUACCAGCGGAUGGGGGUCAUGUCCGCCAGCGUGGACAACUCUUUCCGGCUGGACGCAGACUUCUGAGCCCCCCCCUCCCUCCUCCCCACUGAACAAGGACACUGAACAUGCAUUAAACUUGAAGAGGCCGGGAUGGAAUAAACAUCCCGAUCCACCACCUCCAUAUUCCACUCAACCAUCCCUGUCUGUUCUCAGACCUGAAGCUGCUUGCUGACGUUCUAACAGGAGUGGCUCACUCGAGCAACCAUUUGCACACAACACUCUUUAUUGCAGCAGCUCAUUACUUUGUAUAUUGUUAUUGACUGGUUAAAUGGUUUUUGUGGCGUAUUGGAUUCUGAAAAUGGGAAAUCCAAAAUGCAGUAUUUAACUAUCUUUUUUUUUUUUUUUUAAACGACUAAAUUUCGACGUGUAUGCUCUUAGAAUGUAAAUUAUUUUUUAAUUUCUUAAAUGUUAAUAAAACGUGUUUGUCUCA
This is a messenger RNA of Anguilla rostrata (American eel), 1754 nucleotides long. RefSeq names its product ribonucleoside-diphosphate reductase subunit M2. Bases 185 to 1348 code for a protein of 387 amino acids. Lineage: Eukaryota; Metazoa; Chordata; Actinopteri; Anguilliformes; Anguillidae. The transcript has 10 exons. The record is from RefSeq and is a predicted model, not a curated record. Gene Ontology annotation, cellular component: cytosol. Gene Ontology annotation, molecular function: ribonucleoside-diphosphate reductase activity, thioredoxin disulfide as acceptor. Gene Ontology annotation, biological process: deoxyribonucleotide biosynthetic process.